Canariomyces notabilis is the source of this 2346-nucleotide messenger RNA. Its product is annotated as catalase/peroxidase HPI. Gene Ontology annotation, cellular component: cytosol. The record is from RefSeq and is a predicted model, not a curated record. The transcript is spliced from 7 exons. Gene Ontology annotation, molecular function: catalase activity; heme binding. NCBI's taxonomy places the organism in Eukaryota, Fungi, Ascomycota, Sordariomycetes, Sordariales, Chaetomiaceae. The coding region runs from base 1 to 2346 and encodes 781 amino acids. Gene Ontology annotation, biological process: hydrogen peroxide catabolic process; cellular response to hydrogen peroxide.
AUGAUCCCGACGACCCUUUCGGCCCUGCUCGGGCUUUUACCCCUGGUCUCUGCGGGUUGUCCUUAUGCCGCCACCCAUAACAUCAAGCGCGAUGUUCGGGCCGCGAGAGUGGAGGAGCGGGCUUCUGUCGACACGCUCUCCAAUUCCUUCGGCAAGUGCCCGACAAUCAGCGAUGCAGCUGGCCGCGGGACCCGGAGCGAUGAUUGGUGGCCGUGCCAGCUGAAACUGGACGCCCUCCGCCAGUUUGCGUCCGAGCAAAACCCCUUGGGAGGAGACUUCGACUAUGCCGCCGCAUUCGCUACCCUGGACUACAAGGCACUCAAGUCGGAUCUCAAGGCAUUGCUGACCCAGUCUCAACCCUGGUGGCCAGCCGACUUCGGAAACUAUGGCGGUUUGUUCAUCCGUAUGGCCUGGCACAGCGCCGGCACUUAUCGCGUCUUUGAUGGCCGUGGUGGCGGCGGAAUGGGCCAGCAACGCUUUGCGCCGCUGAAUAGCUGGCCGGACAACGGUAACCUCGACAAAGCCCGUCGCUUGCUGUGGCCCAUCAAGCAGAAGUAUGGCAAGGCCAUCUCGUGGGCCGACCUCAUGAUCCUGGCCGGCAACGUGGCCCUCGAGGAGAUGGGUUUCCCCGUGCUUGGCUUUGGUGCCGGGCGCCCCGACACCUGGCAGUCGGACGAGAGCGUCUACUGGGGCUCCGAGACCACCUGGGUGCCCGAAGGUAACGACGUCCGCUACAACGGCAGUACCGACUAUGCCGCACGCGCCGAGCAGCUGCAGAAACCGCUUGCUGCUACCCACAUGGGCCUGAUCUACGUCAACCCCCAGGGACCGGAUGGCAACCCCGACCCCAAGUUGUCUGCCUUGGACAUCCGCGCCACCUUUAGCCGUAUGGGCAUGAACGACUCGGAAACUGUCGCCUUGAUUGCCGGAGGGCACGCGUUUGGCAAAGCGCAUGGCGCAUCGGGUGCUACCCUUGGUCCUGCACCAGAAGGCGCAACCCUUGAGGAACAAGGCUUUGGCUGGGCCAAUAAUGUUGGCACCGGCAACGCUGGCGACACUGUCACAAGCGGACUGGAAGUCAUCUGGACCAGGACGCCAACGAAAUGGAGCAAUGAUUUCCUGACCGGCCUGUUCAAGCACAACUGGACUCUGGUUAAGAGUCCGGCUGGUGCCGUUCAGUUUGAAGCGCUCGGAGCACCUGCUGAGUAUCCCGACCCUUUCAACAAGACCUUCCGCCGUCCUACUAUGCUUGUCAGCGAUCUUGCCUUGCGCGACGACCCGGUUUAUGGAAAGAUUGCACGUGCCUGGGCCGACGACUUCCAGGCAUUGACCACGGCCUUCGCCGAAGCUUGGUUCAAACUCACCCACCGUGACAUGGGCCCCAUCGUCCGGUAUCUCGGCCCUGAGGUACCGCAGCAGCGUUUCCCAUGGCAGGAUCCUCUUCCCACGGUCAAGUACCCUCACAUCACCGAGGCCGACCAGGAGAAGCUGAAGUCCGAUAUCCUCGCCGCCCCUGGCGUGACUAUUUCCAGCCUCGUGUCCGUUGCAUGGGGUUCCGCCUCGACCUUCCGUAGUGGUGACAAACGCGGCGGCGCCAACGGGGCCCGGAUCGCCUUGGAACCCCAGGUCUCGUGGGAAGUGAAUAACCCAAAGCAGUUGCAAACCGUGCUUUCUGCCAUCAAGGACGCCUUCAACAGCGCCAACAAGCAGGGCAAGCAGGUGUCGCUCGCCGACCUGAUCGUGCUCGGCGGCAACGCAGCCAUCGAAAAAGCCGCCGCAGCGGCUGGUUACAAGAACCUCCGUGUCCCUUUCACGGUCGGGCGUGUCGACGCCACCCAGGCUGACACGGACGUGGCCAGCUUCGAGCACCUCAACCCGCAGGCUGACGGGUUCCGCAACUUCCGCAACGUGUCGGGCUGGGCUCGGGCGCGCACCGAGGAGCUGCUCGUCGAUAAGGCGCAGCAGCUGACACUGACGGCGCCCGAGAUGACGGUCCUUGUCGGCGGCAUGCGCGCACUGGGCGCCAACUACGACGGCUCCUCGCGCGGCAUUCUCACAGCCCGCCCCGGCACGCUCACCAACGAUUUCUUCACCAACCUGCUUGACAUGGCCACCGUGUGGAUGCCCGAGCCGGGAGCCGAACUGUUCACGGGCAAGGACCGCGCGACGGGCGCAAACAAGUGGACGGCCACACGGGCAGACCUCGUCUUUGGCGCACACGCCGAGCUGAGGGCCAUCGCUGAGGUCUACUCGGAGGCGGGCGGGCAGGACAAGAUGGUCGCUGACUUCAUGGCUGCUUGGGCCAAGGUGAUGGAUCUGGACCGGUUUGAUGUCAAGAAGAAAUAG